Messenger RNA from Histoplasma mississippiense, 2163 nucleotides. RefSeq lists its product as hypothetical. The transcript is spliced from 3 exons. Gene Ontology annotation, biological process: cell motility; actin filament organization. Gene Ontology annotation, cellular component: plasma membrane. The record is from RefSeq and is a predicted model, not a curated record. NCBI's taxonomy places the organism in Eukaryota, Fungi, Ascomycota, Eurotiomycetes, Onygenales, Ajellomycetaceae. Bases 1 to 2163 code for a protein of 720 amino acids.
AUGGAGGGUGUCAACGUCUCCGAGCUCGUCGAGCGGCUGGGCAGCGACGAGGACGCAGUGCGCAAAAUGGCCGUUUUCAAGCUCCAAUCGAACAUCGGCGACCCGUCGUUCGCUGACGUGUUCAUAUCGGAAGGCGGGUUGGCGAAGUUGAAGUACCUGGCGUUGACGGCUACAGGGAAUACGCUUGCAUACAGCCUGGCGUCGUUUUCGCGGUUGCUGGAAGUUGAUAAGGGGUGGGAGUGUGUGGAACAAGAUCUCGUUACGAGGAUUGUUGAGCUUAUCGUUACCCAUCCGCUUGUGAAUAUCCUUCGUGGCGCGAUGUCGAUCUUAGUAUCCAUCGUUUCUCAUCCACAUUCGAGCCAGCAUCGCUCGCAAGAACCAGGCGUUUUUGGGUUCCAAGCGCUGAAACCUGCAAUUGCGGUCUACCCACAUUUUCUGGAAAUGCUUGUCAGCAGGCUAUCAUCCGCAGACCAUGCGCUAUGUGCCAAUGCGCUGCAGUUAAUUAAUUCAUUGAUGAGGGACUCGAUCAUCAACGAGAGUGAGGCGGAGUGGCCCAAGUUUAUAAAACGGUUACAGGAUCUAGGUGUCAUUCGAGCGGUGUAUGUGUUGAUGCAAGGCACGGCACUGCAGGACCUGGCUCACCCGCUCCUUGAGUUUCAAUCAUCGACAAAAGUCCUCUUGCGAAAGUGGAAGGAUGUCCCUGUUGAAUUAGAGAAACCGGAGCAUCGGAGGGCGUUAAAAGGGAUUCAUCUGGCUAGCAAAACUGAGAAGGAGAGGGAGAAGGACAAGGACAGGGCAGCAUCGGAGAAAGGGGAUGACACGCAGCGAUCUCGAAGACAUAACCCGGAGAAGUGGAGGCGGCUUGGUUUUGAAUCGGAAAGCCCCCAGUGGGAGUUUGAAGAGAUGGGGUUCCUGGGUAUGAUGGAUUUGACGGACUAUGUGAGGAAGCAUCAGGAUGAAUUCCAGAAAAUGCUUUUGGAGCAAUCUGCGAAACCGCCGCCUCAGCGAUGUCCAAUUGCAAGAGCGUCCCUGGCUAUCACUUCAGUCCUCUAUGAGCAUUUCGAGGUUGAGAAGUCGGAUCUGGACGAUGUGAAGAGUUAUCUUGUACUUGAGUCAAGGUCGAAUUAUGAUAAAUUAUUCAAACCGCUUCUUCUCCACUGGCCUAGAUUACAUGUCGCGGGGGUGCACGCGUUUUUCCGUCUAUGGAAAGCUACCGGCGCUGAACUGGAGGACUUUUCUAAAAUUGUGGAACUGGUUCGAAUCCUUAUCGAAUCUGUCAUCGGCGGCGCCGCGCGGACAAAGGAUGUGCACGAUGUUGAGGAGGAGAUGGCGGAGUUCGAAUACCAACGGCUUAGAGAGUUGCAGAUGGAAUUGCUAGAGCUAACUUACGAAGAUGCAUGGGGUCAACAUCUACUCCAGGUCCGUGAUGAGCUCCAUCACGAAGCGCUACAGUUUGUGAAAGAGCAGCGCAUCAGAUGUUUGUUAGAGGGGGCGUGGUUUCCGACGGAGAACGCUCAUAGUAACGUGGAAAAUGGGGUGAAUAACAAUGGGAAGCAAGAUGCGAAACGUGUAGGGGCUCCGACGACUAUAUAUCGCUAUGUGCAGUUAUCGCAUAAUCGACGGUACCUGCAUUAUGCCGACUUUGUGUCGAUGGGACAGCAGGCGCCUGAUUUAGAGACACUCACGGAUAAAAUUGACCUUAACAUCGUCUCCUCCGUCGUGUCCAAUGUUUCCGCCUCUUCCGACGCGUCCUCCGGCUCUACCAUAAAAACCCUUCCCCACCCAUCCUCUUCCACCAAAAUCAGCAUCCACGGCUACGUCAGUCAACCUCCGGGCUCUUCCUCCAACGACAGUCCCCAAAAGCACCAGCAUCAACGCAGCAACAGCAAGAACACACAAAAGGAAGCCGUCCUUCUAACGCUGCACCCGCAAUCCCAUAGCAUCGCAUCCGAGUGGUUGGAUGGACUACUAAUGCUGCUCAAUCAGCAGCCCAUCACUGCAGAGACGAAUAAAUUGAUUAACCUAGUUAGUAAUUAUGGGCUGAAAAUUCGGCUGUUGAAUAUCAGGUUUGAUGAUGGGACGUUCGUAGGAGAUCCGCCUCAGAUUCCAAGUCGAGACGGGCUGGAUGAGGAUUAUUAUUAUGACAUGUUUGGGGGGAGUUGA